AUGGCUUCAGUCGUUCCUCCCGGACCUUCCAGGCCCAUAGUAGGUCACGUGGGCUCCCCCUGCAACGACUCCACUCCUUGCCUGGGCGAGGCCGGCUGCGUGGAGGGCGUCUGCCGCUGCCAUGGCACUGGGUGGCGCGCAGUGAACGGCGUCUGCGUCUAUUCCACCACGCCGGCGACGAAGACGCCACGGUCAUCGAGGAGCUCACCAUCUUCCAGGGGUUCAAGCGCGAAGACUCUCCCAUCGACGGUGCGGUUCUCGCUCCUGCGUACCGUACGUCUAGGCACCACUCCGACUAAUACCAAGGCUGUGGCUGCGUCCGUGAUCACAGAAGACGGCGUCGGACUGAACACCUCGGAGCCGGACGGGAGUGCCCGAAAUGGGGAGGACUCGCGUGGCACCAUGGCGCCGAAUGUCACUGCCCAAGGGGAGGAGGAGAAGGCGGUGCAGAAGCGUGAAGCCCGAGCGGAAUAGACAUUUGCCCGGGACAGUUAGAUUCGGCAACUUUUAACGCGCGCGAAUUUGUGACCGCCAAAGCGUUGUAGAAUUUCAGUUGUGUAGCAUAUUCGCAAGUCUUUCUUUUUUUUUUUUUGUAACUGGAUCAAAGAUCUGUUUCUGUCGCAGGUCUUGAUUCAGUUUCUGUCGCAGGUCUCGGAAUAAAGAUUAAUUCUGUCGAAA
This is a messenger RNA of Dermacentor andersoni, 678 nucleotides long. The record is from RefSeq and is a predicted model, not a curated record. NCBI's taxonomy places the organism in Eukaryota, Metazoa, Arthropoda, Arachnida, Ixodida, Ixodidae.